Messenger RNA from Struthio camelus australis, 669 nucleotides. NCBI's taxonomy places the organism in Eukaryota, Metazoa, Chordata, Aves, Struthioniformes, Struthionidae. The record is from RefSeq and is a predicted model, not a curated record.
AUGCAUUUUGCUGCUGCUGCUGUGGAGCUGUUUGUGGAGAGUUCCCUCCUGCUCAUCCCCCGGUCCCUCACACUCGCCCCAAUCCCCUGUGCUCGUCCCUGGUCCCUCACGCUCGAUCCCGGUCCCUCCUGCUCGUCCCCCGGUCCCUCGCACUCACCCCAAUCCCCUGUGCUCAUCCCUGGUCCCUCCUGCUCGUCCCCCGGUCCCUCGCACUCACCCCAAUCCCCUGUGCUCAUCCCUGGUCCCUCCUGCUCGUCCCCCGGUCCCUCGCACUCACCCCAAUCCCCUGUGCUCAUCCCUGGUCCCUCCUGCUCGUCCCCCGGUCCCUCGCACUCACCCCAAUCCCCUGUGCUCAUCCCUGGUCCCUCCUGCUCGUCCCCCGGUCCCUCGCACUCACCCCAAUCCCCUGUGCUCAUCCCUGGUCCCUCCUGCUCGUCCCCCGGUCCCUCGCACUCACCCCAAUCCCCUGUGCUCAUCCCUGGUCCCUCCUGCUCGUCCCCCGGUCCCUCGCACUCACCCCAAUCCCCUGUGCUCAUCCCUGGAGGGUUUCGGGACGCGGAGCUGGCUGUUUUCCCGCGUGGCUGGAAGGGGCCGGCGGCCGCGUUCGGGCCGGGCACGCGCGUGCGCGCAGCUGCCGGCGUCUCUGGGCCGCCGCGGCACCCAAGCUGA